CUGAAUUUUAUCUCUCUCAACAUGAUUCAUUGUCAAAGAAUUGAUUGGAAGUCUUUUUCUUGGAUCUGCUACAAGAAUUGUCCUAUCAACUUCAUUAGGUAUUUCUUGAGUUUGAUGUUGGUUUUGAGCUUCUUCACUUGGUGAUGUGGCUUGAGUAUUUUCCAUUGGAGCUUGUGAUUGAACUUCAAGUGCAGUGCACUACUGCAGAUGCCGUGAACCUGUAGUGUGGAAGACCUCAGGGACUGAUUCAAAUCCUAGAAGGCGGUUCGUUGGGUGUCCUAAUUAUGUGGACAUGCUUAAUUAGGAUCAUUGUUCCACUUUGGGAGAGGAGUUUCUUGUACCAGCUUUGGAGUUUCUUGUCAAAAUGAAUGAGGAGAUCAGUGCAGUAUCUUUUCCUAUUGAUUCCUUUGUGGAUGUGUCCACCCAGGGGAAUAUUCCGGUCAGAUAUGGGUAUGUGAGUGUUGUUUUUACAGCCUGGGUUGUGCCUGGAGAUGCCCUUGCACUCUUGGCAGAAUUUGGGGACUUCUUCAUAGAUGGCAGUCGAAUAUUGAUCUUGGAGAUGUCUUCACUUCUAUGGGGAAAUUCCUUCAGUGAAAUCGUCGUUGACUCCCCUCCACCUAAUCGAAUGCCUGCUAUGAAUCCCAAUCUUCUCCACAUGUAAGUACUUCCCACUGAGGCUGAAGAUUUCAAACCCCAAGUCGUAUAAUUCUUGGUCUCUGAUCAUCCAUCUCUUUUUUCUAUGUAGCCAAUUCCAUUGCUGAAUGGUUGUUUUAAUUCCUUUUAGCGUUGUAGACAUAGCAGGGCUAUCUUCAUUGUAGAUUGAUGCAGUGUAUAUUUUCCAUAUGUUCCAUGCUAUAAUACCAGGUAUAACCAUUCUCAAGUUACCUCUUUGUGUCUUACUAUUUGCUCUAAGCCCCAUUCUAGGAAAUGUUGUCUCAGUGUGAUACCUCUUCUUGCUCUUGGUCCUUGUAGGAGGUUAGAAAAGAAGUUCCAAAUGUUGAUGCUAAAUUCACAGUGGAGAAGGGUAUGG
This is a messenger RNA of Cuscuta campestris, 1030 nucleotides long. Lineage: Eukaryota; Viridiplantae; Streptophyta; Magnoliopsida; Solanales; Convolvulaceae. The record is from the annotation of a GenBank genome assembly.